This is a messenger RNA of Folsomia candida, 3452 nucleotides long. RefSeq lists its product as uncharacterized. The transcript is spliced from 5 exons. Bases 212 to 3445 code for a protein of 1077 amino acids. NCBI's taxonomy places the organism in Eukaryota, Metazoa, Arthropoda, Collembola, Entomobryomorpha, Isotomidae. The record is from RefSeq and is a predicted model, not a curated record.
GUUACAUCCACCAUGGCCAGUAAAUGUUUGUGGGCUGUCAUAGCAACCAGGAGUAAGCGAUUCUCCAAGUGAUGCAAGAAACGAAUUUUUUAUCCAAGAAAAUUAUUUGAACAUUGAAAAAUUGCUUUCGUGCUAAAGUUUAAAGAUUUUAGCGUCCUACGCAUACAUAUUUACUUAUGGAUUUGCAACCGGUGGAUUAAGUGGUAAAAAAAUGUCUUCCGACGAUUCGACCAAUACCAGUUCAUCACGGGGUGAAUCCGAGAGUGAAAAUGAAAAGGAGGAUGACGCGAUAGAAGAAGAGGAAUUCGUAGAAGAAGGAGAAGAUGAAGAGGAAUGUGUCCUAGAAGAAGAAGAAGAAAUGGAUGAGGAUGAGGAUGACAAAGAAAAUACUUCAAGGUCAGAUGAUGUGAUUAGUGAAAAUUCUUCUUCUGAUGAAUCCGAGAAUGAAAAUGGCUUGGAGCGUCUGUUUAAAGUACCUGGUUCAGACGACGAACAAGUAAUGGAUGGGGGUACUGGAAGUGCAAAGCGGAAAUUGAAUAGCCAAAGUAAUUCGGGGCUUACCUCAACUCUGCAUGUUGAGGCUUGGUUAAGCACACACGGCUAUGGGCUUGCAGAGGGGAACGAGGAUCCAAUUUUACCCAUUUUGCAAAACAUCUCGAACCAUGCCUGGAUAUUCCUACCACUUGACCAGGAAAGUUACCAGGAUUUUGAAAACGAAUGGAAGUGGGUAACAGAACGUCUUGAUGACAACCAGCGAUUCAAGUUUCUUUCUGCACUGUGGCGAGCUAGAGAUAUGGGCGGCUCGCAUGCCAUUUCUCAACAGCAAUCGCUCAUCAGCCAAUUCUUCAAGACGGAUUUCACCAUCUAUACCCUAGAAUUCUCGUCCGAAAAAGAAAAUUUUGCGUAUGGAAAAUUAUUUGCAUCCGAAAAAAUAAAUGUAUCACACGAUCCGUCAAUCACUCCCACACGGGCACCAUUGGAUGACAGAAAUUUCUUAGAACUAAUUGCUGAGGACACAAGGGGAAUCUACAUAGUAGCACUUCCUGGCAAGGAGUACCGAUUAAUUACAAAAAUGGAACAGAUUCAUUUGCAAGCUUUCAAAUUGGCGCAGAAACUAGUUGAUCAGCUUGUACAGUUCCACAUUUUACGGUCAGCCGUAGAAGAGCGGAAUAUUUUUUUAGACCUGCCAAGCAUACUUUCUGGUCCAGAAACUACAGACAAACUCAACGUUCUUGUACGACAAGCAGCCGAAUGUCUGGAAUAUAGCGAACUUUGGAAGACUAUCUUUCCAAACGGUUGCAUCAACGAGUACAUUAUCAAAACAAUAGAAGAACUUGGAAGAGUUCUGCCUCUCAGCGAGAACGACACCAUCCGGUUAAGUUUAAUUCAAGCAUUCACGAACGAACUGUAUUUUCCAUUAAGGGCCAUCAUCCUAAAAGAAAAGGAGAAACAGGAAGAAAUAGCUCUCGAGGCUAUGCUCCGGGCGGAAAGAAGAAAGAAACAGUCAAUCCUUUUACAGAAGAAAAUAGCGGAUACAGCAGAGAAAGUUAGAUUGAUGGAAGAAAGCAUUCAAUCAGCAACAGCAGAUUCAAAGAUUUUAAAAGAACAAGCUUCUAAAAAGGAACAAUUACUCCACAAUAUGAAAGCGGAAAUGGUUAAAAUGGAAGAACAAAAGGCACUCAACGAGUUCCUCAACGACAUUUCAGAUCCGUUUGCCGGUGAUAUUGCAAACAUUACUAAGGCUCUAAUGAAUCUUGGAAGCAUGGAAACAAUGUCUACAUCAGAGGUAGUUAGCAAGCUUUGCAAAAUAUGCAACUUUUCUAAAACCAAGAAAACGUACCUACCACAACUAAAUGCUCGCGCUAGUAAGAAUAACUCCGCGGACAGAAGGUUAAUACAAGAUUGUCUCCAAUACGUCACCUCCACGCCAUGCUUAGAAAUGGACGAGUCCUCUGGUGACAUUGACAUUUCUGGGGAUAACGUCAUCGUUAGCGGAGUGUUACCAAAAAUUCGACAAUAUCUGGAAUCACGCUAUGUCCGGCAAGUCAAGUUUGCCUGCCGUGGUACAUUCAUUUUGGAUGAGAGUCUAAAAAACGAAUUUUUUCAUGGAGUUAACAUAAUCAUCAUUGCUCAAACCGCUUUAGUAGCAGAGCAUAACCUUCAUGUGGAUGUGUCCGGACUAAACGCGGCUUCUCAUAAGGAGUCCAAGGCAAGCAAUGCUAGCAAUUUUGGUGCACCAGGUUCAAACGGUGCUCAUGGAUUCAAUGGCGAGCACAGUGGGGACGUGCAUAUUGAAAUUAUUACCGAAUUUCGAAAUUCCGAAAACCUCACCGUCAUUUGUCAAGGAGGCUCUGGUUCAGAUGGACAAGAAGGCGGGGACGGGCAUUGUGGAAGGGAUGGGGGAGAUGGAGAUGACGGGAAGGUAGAGAUGAAUUGGGCAACAAGCUUUGCUGUUUCAGACUACUGUAGGAUUGAAAGAGGCAAGAAUGGCGAGCGGGGACAGAAAGGCGGUGAGGGUGGUUGCGGUGGAAAUGGUGGGGCAGGCGGGCUUGGAGGAAAAUACGUUCUCAGUGUCAAUGACAAGAUCCACAAUCCAAUAUAUGAGAAUAGCCAUGGCUCGUGUGGUGCUACUAAAGCACACGGUAAGCCAGGUCAAGAUGGGCUGGACGGAAUCAAGGGAAAAGAUCAUGGUUGGGCUUGCGCGUCGGGUUUUCAAUCUUGGAUAGAAACUAAAGGCUAUAAUAUCACUUCGAAGGAGGAAUACAGAUUUUGGUACGUUUGUGGGUAUACAUUACGUACUGGUGACACACCAGUCCGUCCUGCUCGCACGCGAAACAAGUCCAUUGCAAAAAUGUCUCAGCAAAUUCAAGUUCAAACGCAAAAGAACUCCAUUUCCGCCAGUGCUGUUGAAUUAGUAAAACAAAUUGUGAUGAGUCAUCGCCAACAGCUUACUGGAAAAAAUCAGCUAGCGUCAAAAGAGACCCAUGUUGAACAGAAAGUAAAAGAAGGUAUAGCUUCCGCCAGCGGGGAUGUUUCAGGAAUACAGGAUAAAGUCACAAAAAGCAUGCAGACCAUUGAGCGAAUGCAUAAUGAGAAGAUAGCGCUGCAAGCUCGUAACAGUGCCUCGAAGCAAGAAAACCAAAUGCUUUUGCAGGAUAUCAUAGCAGCCAAUAACAUGAAAGAGGAAGCGGAAAAGAAUGCCAAGGCCCUUGAGCAAAUGGCCCUAAGUGCAAAAGACGCACAAGAUGGCGCCCUUCAAAUGACUGCGCAAGUCCAGUCGCAGAUGAGACAGGACGUCGAAACUGCAACGACAACUUUAUCAACAAAAGGUGGGCUAUCCCUUGGCGAUGAGGUCACCAAAUCAAUUUCAACUGCAAGCGAGGAAAACGUUGAUAGUGCUUUUGGAAAAAGUCUACUGUUAACCUGGUGUAUAAACUUUUCCUGAAACUAAA